This is a messenger RNA of Boeremia exigua, 3503 nucleotides long. RefSeq lists its product as uncharacterized. The record is from RefSeq and is a predicted model, not a curated record. NCBI's taxonomy places the organism in Eukaryota, Fungi, Ascomycota, Dothideomycetes, Pleosporales, Didymellaceae. Bases 146 to 3187 code for a protein of 1013 amino acids. The transcript is spliced from 3 exons.
CGACCCCCGCGCCCACUACCGCAGCGCCAGCCGCGACGCCCGCCUCGACGACCUGCACCACGACCCGCACCACGACCCGCACGCCGACCCGCACGCCGACCCGCUGCCCCGCACGCGCGAGCGCCGCGAAAAGGACAAGAAGACCAUGCUGUCCCGCGCCCUGCAAAAGGCCAACACCGCCGUGCUGCUCGACAAUGCCCAGAACUUCGAGGGCGCCAUGGAGGCGUACGAGGACGCCUGCAAGCUGCUGCAGCAGGUCAUGAUCCGCAGCUCGCAGGACGAGGACCGCCGGAAGCUGGACGCCAUUCGCGUGACGUACACCAACCGCAUCGAGGAGCUGCGCCGCCUGGACCCCACAUACAUGAGCAGCACCGGCAAAUCGCUGCCCGCGCGGCCCAUGAGCGGCGAGUCGCUCGACGAGCAGCGCUCCAUGCUGCUGGAGGCCGACGACGACGACGAUGAAGAAGACGACUCUGUUAUUUUCGAGACGGCCACCGUGACCAGGAUUGUCAACGACCGCUCGGAGAAUCUCCACCCCAGAGACCCAGAACCGCCCCCCCUCUCGGCCGCCCAGCUGCCCCUCCGGAAACCCGAAUUUUCUGGCCCCCGCGAGUCGGUCAUCAGCACCGCCAUCCGCGAUGUCCAGCGAAACAUGCAAACAACCCAAUUCAACCUCCAACCGCCGCCCGGGCGGCUCGCAGGAUCGCUGCCCAUCGAAUCACCCAUGGACCGAUCGUACAUGCCCCCGCCCCUGUCACCAAAGCGCUCCAAAUCACCCCUCUUCAGCGCCACCCUCCCGAAAGAACCCUUCGAUGCGCAGCGAUUACUGCAGCCACAACAGCCAGCACAGUCCAGACACCAGCGCGCCCAUAGCAAUGAGUCGACGUCGUGGCUGGACACCAUUGACGAAUCUGGCGGCUCUUCGUGCUCGUCCUCGCCGCGCUCCCUCUCGCCUCGGUCCCACAAACACACCCGGAAUCGGAGUGGGGCGACGGAAGCCGAGUUCGACGCUGCUCUCGACGCCGCCGUCGAGGCUGCCUACGACGACGGCUUUGAGCCGUUCGACGAAGACAUCGCGCCCGACGAGCUCACCUCGACACGACUGCGGAACGUGGAGAUGGCCAAGGAGAGGGCCCGGGAAGCCGAGCGGGAGGAGGCCAUUGCGGCAGCAAAAUACCGCUUCAAAGAGACCCAGCUGCAGAACGAGCAGCUCCCCCACGUCCGGGAAAGCGCCGAGCUGAUGCUGAACGACGAGGCGGACGAGGAGGAGCGGCUGCUGGACGAAAUGACCCGCGAGUACAUGCUGGACGGAUUCGAUUUCGACCUCCAGACCAAGUCGUCACUGCCCCGGCAGUCGGAUUCGAGCGGCUAUUCCGCAUACAACAGCUCCGUGUCCUCGCAUAGAACCACCGGAGGGACCUCGUUAUCAACAGUCGCAGAGGUCAUGCAGCCAGCAGCCCCCAACCCACUAACACUACACUCGGCCCCUCCGGUACCUGCUCCGUCGGGUGCAUUACCUGCACUCCCUCCGCCUCCGCCAGGCGCUCUGCCUUCGGUCCCAGAACUCCAACCUAUCCAGGCGGUCGAUGCCGAAAUCACACCACGGCCCACUACCGCCACUAAGGAGGCAGCUUCCGUAAGGAGUCGGAGAUUAUCAGGACAGAACGCUAAAACACUGAAGAUCGAAACAUCCCUGCCAACGGUCGUUGCGCCGCCGCAUACGGAGAAACCUCCGGUUCCCGCGAAGAACUCACCUCUCGACGCCCCGCCGCCGCCCCAGUCUGCAGGUGCAGCACUGUUCGGCGGCACGCAAUCCAGCCUAGAUCCGACUUCCAAAACACCAGCUCUGCCACAAGUGCCUCAACAGACGGGUCUUAUCCCUCCGUCGCCACUGCCUGGGCUGCCCAGCGCGGCCGACACAGCUGCCACAAUAUCACCUGCAACGCCAGCCUUGGGCCAUGCCGCGUCCAACGAAUCGGGUCUCGCACCGGCCUCUCCCAAGUCCAAGCCCUCAGCUCUUGGCAUCAGGAAGAACAAGUCGUCGUUGAGCUUGAAGCAGAGGACGCUCUCUAUUUCAAGCCCGGACGGCUCAGAUGCCUCGAUCGGCACGCCGCUGAGCACGACCUUCUCCAUCACAGGCCGCAAGCCGAGUCUCGCGAACAUCGGGCCACUGCCGACGCCGGGUCUUCCCACAUUCAACGUCGAUGGACUGCCCAGCGGCGGUAUGCAUCUGUUCGAGAGCGAUAUCCACUCACCAUUCUCGCCGGGCUCGCCGAGCCCUGCUGUAGCCAAUGCGCCGAUACCCCUGGAGCCAUGUCCGGACACGUACCUCCUGCGGCCGUUCUGGCUGAUGCGGUGCUUCUACCAGACGAUUGUGCAUCCGCGGGGUGGAUAUCUCUCGACGAAGCUCUUCAUCCCACGUGACGUCUGGCGCGUGAAGGGCGUGAAGAUCAAGAACGUUGAAGACAAGAUUGCAAGCUGCGACCUCCUCACCGCCGCGCUGCAGAAGAUGGCGUCCAUGGACACGCUCGAUGCAGACGCCGUGCUGGAGGAGAUGCAGGCUCUAGAGGUCGUCCUCGACCAAGUCCAGGCCCAGCUCGCCAAGAAGCUGGGUAACGAAGUCGGCGUGCAGAGCGUCUCCACACUCUUCAAAGACGCGACCCACGUCGGCGAAGGCAGCUCCGGCGACACCAUGCGCGGCAUGUACAGCGCGCAGGACAACAGCACCAGCCGCGCCGUCGCCCAGGGGAAGAGCUACCUCUCCUCGUGGCGCAAGCUGCGCAGCAAGAACUCGGGCGUCAACCUGGCCAGCCUCGCCGGCCCCAAGCCGCCCAACGGCGACGUCCCGAAGGACUCGCUCAACAUGCCCACCCUCCCCAUGACCAGCCUGCCCUCACUCCGCUUCGCCAAGCGCGACACCGCCGCCCUGACCUUCGAGGGCCCCAACUCGGGCUACAUGAGCAGUCUGGCGCGGCUUUUCGACUCGGCGCAGAUCCUGGACCAGAUCGCCCGCCAGGUCGAGGACCCGGGCCUCAAGCACUCGUCGCUGACGCACGUCGGGCUGGAACUGUCCUCGCGCCACGCCGCCGAGUUCUUCGGCUUCUUCAUCUGCCGCUUCGUGCUGACGGACGUCACGCUCAUGCUGGACAAGUUCAUCAAGCGGGGGAGCGAGUGGGUGCUUGUUUAGGGUUGUAAUAUCGGGGGUUUGUCUGGCGGACGAGCGGCCGGGCAUUUCGUGCGUGUCGAACGGACGGCCCGCAGCUCAUGCUCACCCCCUCAACAAGGCGUUUUCGGUGCCCGGUGUUUUCCAUGUUGCACGACGUCAUGCACGCGCAGUACCCCCUUUUUCCGCGCUCUCUUCGUUGUUGUUUUUCGUCGCGCGUUGUUCUGAUACACUAUAAUGCACUAUUGGUGCGUGAGAGAUGGAGAUAUCCCGUGGCUGGUGGGGGGAGUGUGAGUGAGUGGAUGGAUAGUAUGAAUAGAAAGGAAUGGAGGGAUUGCAG